Agelaius phoeniceus (red-winged blackbird) is the source of this 4156-nucleotide messenger RNA. It is a transcript of the gene MYD88, whose product is annotated as MYD88 innate immune signal transduction adaptor. Gene Ontology annotation, cellular component: plasma membrane. The record is from RefSeq and is a predicted model, not a curated record. Gene Ontology annotation, biological process: defense response to Gram-positive bacterium; toll-like receptor 4 signaling pathway; MyD88-dependent toll-like receptor signaling pathway. Gene Ontology annotation, molecular function: TIR domain binding; Toll-like receptor binding. Lineage: Eukaryota; Metazoa; Chordata; Aves; Passeriformes; Icteridae.
AUGGCCACGUCCCCGUCGGACCCCGCUGCCAGCCCCAGCCCCGUUGCCAGUCCCGUCCCGCCGCUGGACCCGCACGCCGUGCCCAUGGUAGCGCUGAACUACGGCGUGCGCCGCCGCCUCGGCCUCUACCUCAACCCGCGGGCGGCCGCGGCCGCGGACUGGACGGCGCUGGCGGAGGCGCUGGGCUGCAGCUUCCUGGAGAUCCGGCGGCUCGAGGGGCUGCCCGACCCCACGGCCACGCUGCUGGAGGAAUGGCCGGGACGCUGCCCCGGCGGGGCCACCGUGGGGCAGCUCCUCGAUGUGCUGCGCCGCUUGGGUCGCGACGAUGUCCUGACGGACCUGGCCGGCAGCGUGGAGGAGGACUGUAAGAAGUACCUGCAGAGGAAGCAGGAAGAGGCCAACCAGCCUGUCCAAGUGCCAGCAGUGGACAGCAGUGUGCCAAAGACAUCAGAACUGAUGGGCAUCACCACCAGGGAUGAUCCAUAUGGGAGUGGAACAGAGAUAUUUGAUGCCUUCAUCUGCUACUGUCAGAAAGACCUCCAGUUUGUCCAGGAGAUGAUCAGGGAGCUGGAGCAAACAGAGUUCAAACUGAAGCUCUGUGUAUUUGAUCGGGAUGUCUUGCCAGGAGCCUGUGUGUAUUCCAUCAGUGGAGAACUUAUAGAGAGGAGGUGUCGGAGGAUGGUGGUUGUAGUUUCAGAUGAUUACCUGGAAAGCGAGGAAUGUGAUUUCCAGACCAAAUUUGCUCUCAGUCUUUCCCCAGGUGCUCGUCACAAACGGCUGAUUCCAGUCAAGUACAAAUCCAUGAAGAACGAGUUCCCGAGUAUCUUACGGUUCAUUACCAUUUGUGACUACACCAAUCCUUGCACCAAAAAAUGGUUCUGGACCAGACUGGCAAAAUCCCUCAUGCUGCCCUGAUGCAAAGUCCUGAGAGCUGGGUGCUCCUGUAACCUGUCCUGGUUAUGCAUUUGGACCAGAGGUGUGCUUGACACGGGAUCUUCCACCACUUCAGAACCUGGAUCCUUGCUUGGAGCCUGUGACUGGGAACAAAGAGCUCUCUCCAGCACUUCUUCACAACUCUGAAGGGAAAUAAAACAACUGUGUGCCUGUUCCAGGCUAAGUCAGUGAGCAGCAGCAUCCAGCAUUUGUGGAGUAAGCACUUUCACUAAAAAUACUGAAAAUACACAUCUAAAGAGUGUCUGAUACAGGAAGACUCUGUUGUAAGAAUUAGCAAGACCUCAGAGCCUCAAACUGCAGGUUUUGUCAAUGUUUUAAAACUACAGUAACAUCGAGGCUUAUGGGAGUUCUACCAUGCUGGACAGGUCUGUCUCUAUUCAGGUCACAUUUGGUUCUGUGACCUUAUACCAGCAUUUCAUAUUCCCAGAUAUUACUAAAUUUUUAUUUUCUCCUUCAGGAGAAAUUCAGUCUUAAAAUACAUCUUUUCAGUGACAGUCUUACUACACAAAGCAGGGGCUGCUGCUGCUCAUUGACUUGACCAAGGUCUGCACCUCAGUGGGUCCAGAUCUCAAAUUCUUUCACCUUUAAAGGCCUUCAAAAACACAGCAGCUUUUGGGAUGCCUCAAAGGCAUGGGGCUGAACACUGAAUAAGGAGUGUAUUAAAUUGACAUUUGGGCUGUUUAAAAUAUGGAAGUGAAUGUUACAUUACUAGGAAAGAGCCUAAUUUGAUUAACUGCCACAAUAAUUACUGUAUUUCUGUGACUAAGGCUCAGAGCAAUGUCGAGACUGCUCUGCUUGUUAGACUUGGCCUUGAAUCCUGCCUGUGGCUAGUGGAUCUCAUCAGUGCUCCAGGGUGGAGGUCAGGAGUUCUGCCCAAAGGAGUGUUUAAAGCAAUCCAUUGGUGUAUUAAACAGGUUUACAGUAAAUAUUGACUUUUUAAAUUGGGGAAGAGGGGAAUCUUCCUUAUGUGUCUGCAGUUGCUUGAACUCUGCCCCUUUGUUCUUUACCUCAGCCACUGACUAAUGUUGAUUUUACAGCUUAAUGUUUUACUAGUUUACAUUUUUAAGGUUGCAUUUGGAUGUGAUUUUAUUUUUUCAAUUUUAACUCUGUUUUAAAGCAUUACCAGGGCUGAGACAGAAAUGGGCUCCUGCCCCCUCCCUCACACUCCCUGUCAGUCAGUGAAUGAUCCCUUAGCAGGGAUGCUGCCAAAUCCUGUCCAGGUGCUGCUGCUGGUUCCUCCCAGCUGACAGCAGCAGCCCUUGAGCAUGGUGAAGCUCAUUCAUGCACAUCAUGUUGGCAGCAGGAACCAUUUUUGGAUAGACCCAGGAGCUGGGUGUUUCUUCUACAAAAUAACUGCUGCCAUCCCAUCGUGCCAAGGUGACAUUUGCACCUUCCUGUCUUGCUAGAACAGGUGAGAAGUCUGUGGGCACGGAAGGAGGAAAGUUAAGCUGAUGAGGGGUUUCUGAGUGAAUGCUGUUGCCCUGGGGCCUCUCCUGCAGAAGUGGAGACAGCUGCUUGCCUCUGGCUUUCUGCAUAAUCGUUAAAUGUUAAUUACAGAAGAGGUUCAGGAGGCUGCUUGAUCCCCGGGGGCUCAGUGAAUUCUCAUACUCUGGAGAGCCUAUAAACAUCAAUUAUGGGUCAUUACUCGCAGGACCGAACCAGAUUCCUCCUGCCUGGAGAGCUGGAAGGGCUCGGGUGGCUCGUUCAGGGGGAGCCGAGGCACAGGAGCCCGUGCUGGACGCUAGAGGGAGGCCAUGGCCCACGCUGCUCCCUGCGAGGGAAUGCGGGUGUGUGGUGUUUGUGAGGUGCCCAGGACCAGGGGAGAGAUGAGGAAUCUGCCCCCAUGUUCUCAGAAGGCUGAUUGAUUAUUUUAUGAUAUUAUAUUAAAGAAUGCUAUACUAAAACUAUACUAAAGAAAUAGAGAAAGGAUACAUCAGAAGGUUUCACAAGAACAAUAAUAAAAACCUGUGACUGACUCAGAGAGUCCAAAACAGCUGGUGGUGAUUGGUCACUAAGUUAAAACAAUUCACAUGGAACCAAUCAAAGAUGCACCUGUUGGUAAACGAUUUCCAGACCAUAUUCCAAAGCAAUCAGGUGAUUCUUGUUUUCAUUCUUUUCUGAGGCUUCUCAGCUUCUCAAGAGAAACAUCCUGGGCAAAGAGGAUUUUUCAGAAAAUAUGAUGGUGACAUGGCUGGGAUGGGCCAGCAGGACACUGAUAUGGAAAAACCACAAGUGGGUUCUCCUCCUCUUCCCCUUGCUCCCCCUUCUGAGCAAGGUAUACCAAAACCAGUGAGAAUUUUGGCAGCUUGAACCUCAUGCAGUGUCUUCAGAGUCCUGAUGGUUUGGGACUUGGUGUGCUGCAUGUGAGGGGAAAAUAACAGCAGGAAAAGUGGUGAUGUUUGUAAUAAAUGGUUUGGUGAUCACCCAGCAAGGAAAGUGCUGGUUCUGGAAGGGAAAGCAAACAGAGGAGCUGAAUUUCUAAAUUUUUUGAGUUCAAAUAGAUAAAUGCCAUAUUCCAGUUAGUGGUGAAAGAUUUUGGGAUCUUGUCAGCACCCUGCUUGUGGUGCCCUGGCUUUUCUCCCUGCUUGGCUUGGAUCCUGGGAAGGUCUUACUGUUAUGGGGCUGUUGCUUUAUUACAAGUUACUAUUUAUGUUACAGGCUAAAAUAAUUAUUUUGGGGCAAAGUGAGGUAACAGCCCUAAAACAUAAAAUAUGCUUUAAAUAUGUAUCCUCUUCUAUGUAAACCCCAGAGUUUAUGCACUUCUGACACUUUCAUAUCUGCAUUGUCACAAUAACUUCAAGUGUGACAUUGUGAAUGAUACAAAAUGUAGUUGUGUGAACCUUUUGCCCAUUUCAGUGGCAUUUGGGGUGCUCCUCCCCUCUUUCAUGUUCAGUGGAAGGUCAAAAUUUUUGAACACCUUUAAAAAAGGGAUUUUUAAAAUUGUGAUGUUACAGGGUUUAUUUUAUUUUGUCUUUGUCCCUCACUGAAAUUGUUCUUAGUUGAAUCUUUUAGAGCCAAAUCAUUUAUUUUUAUAUACAGACAUAUAUAUAUAUAUUUAUAAUCAUUUUGUGUCUUGAUACAAAGGGGGAAAGCAUCUGUCUCUAUAGGCAUUCUGAAAAUAGACAAUAUUUCUGUUUUUCUCCUCAAAAAUCCAAACUUUUGCUACUUGUGAAAACAUUUUAAAAUAAAGAAUGAAAACCCA